AUGUAUGGUGAUGGAGAGGGCCGUGUGUGGGACCGGGUCGGACGGCCCCACCGGGACUGUAUGUACUACCUUGGACCUCCUACCUUGAUGCCGAUCGGGAUGCGCAAGUCGCCCGACGUCAGCCCGAGAAGGCUUUCGGACAUCAGCCCUCAGCUCAGACAGCUCAAGUACCUGGUGGUGGACGAGGCCAUCAAAGAGGACCUCAAGUCCUCGCGCUCAUUUGAGGACAUCAACAGCGCGUCCAUAGAGGAGCGAAUAUUGCGAAUAACCGGCUAUUAUGGAUAUCAGCCUUGGAGUGGAAGCUACAAGAGAGAAGACCGCAUCAGGGAGAAUGUGGUGGGCACCACAGACGCACAGUCUGCUGGUGCUGCAGCCGGAGCGGAGUCCGGCUCCAACAGACGGAAGCUCCACUGCUGCAUCAGAGUAACAACCGUACAGGUGCAGAAGGCCCUGUGGGGAGUCGCCAUGGUGAUAUGUGUGUGCUCGUCCUGGGCAGGCUCUACUCAGCUGGCCAAGCUGACCUUUAAGCAGUUUGACGCCCCCUUCACCCUCACCUGGUUCGCCACUUCCUGGAACUGCCUCUUCUUCCCCCUCUACUACAUCGGCCAUGUGUGCAAGAGUCCAGAGAGGCAGACGCCCAGACAGAGAUUCAGGGAGUGCUGUAGGUUUUUCGGGGAUGAUGGACUGACACCCAAGGUGUUUUUGACCAAGAUAGCUCCCUUUGGCUUGCUGUGGAUCCUCACCAACUACCUGUACCUGCAGGCCCUCAGGAAGAUCAACACAACAGACGUGUCAGCGCUCUUCUGUUGUAACAAGGCCUUCGUCUUCCUGCUGUCUUGGAUUGUACUAAGAGACCGCUUCAUGGGGGUCAGGAUAGUAGCUGCUAUCUUGGCCAUAGCAGGCAUUGUAAUGAUGACCUAUGCUGAUGGAUUCCACAGCCACUCAGUCAUUGGCAUUACUUUGGUCGUGGCCUCUGCUUCGAUGUCAGCCCUCUACAAGGUGCUCUUCAAGAUGGUCCUGGGCAGUGCCAAAUUUGGAGAGGCUGCACUCUUUCUGAGCAUUGUUGGAAGCGCCAACUUUGUUUUCCUUAGCUUUGUUCCGGUCAUCCUGUAUUUUUCACAUGUGGAGUACAUCGGCUCACUUGGAGACAUCCCCUGGGCCUACCUCUGUGGGGUUGCAGGCCUGCAGUUUGCUUUCAACGUCCUGGUGAACUUUGGCAUUGCGAUAACAUACCCAACAUUAAUCUCCAUUGGCAUUGUCCUAAGUGUCCCUGUAAAUGCCAUGGUGGACCUCUACACAUGUGAAAUCAAUUUCAACACAGUGCGCCUCAUUGCUGUGUUCAUCAUUUUCCUGGGUUUCCUCAUGCUGCUGUUACCGGAGGACUGGGACCAGUGCAUCAUCCAGCUCAGCACAAAGCUGCGCAAACGUGACGAGCCAGCAGAGGGCAGUGGAGAGGUGGGCGCCACCACAGGGCUCAACUGGAGAGGGAGAGCCAGGACCUCCAUGUCAACAUUUGCACAUUGAUUCCAUGAAAUAUCACCAUGCAAACAUACACACAGAGAGAGACACAGGGAGGGAGACACGUUACCACCUCGAUGUCGGCACAUUUGACCUGCCCUCUCUUUCACGAAGCUCCCUGGAUGAAAAAAGUAUUUUAGACUACCCUCUUAUCAGUAACAUUUUGGUCAAGGGGGGAGAUGGCCAGGAGGCACAAAUUGUGUAUCAUUCAUUUGGCGUCCAUUCCACUUAGAAAUGAUCAGAGUUGGUGCAUGGACAUGGACAGUAUCAAUUGUAACCCCUCUUACCUAAAAGAUUAUCAGGUGUAGCUGAUGGAGUCAUGUAAUCAUUUAGUUGUACCUCCUUAUCAUUCCAUGGAUUCACUACAUUCUUGCGCCUGGGAAGACUUGCCAACUUGCCUGAUAUUUUUCAGUUUUGAGAAGAAAAAAAAAAAAACUUUUUCAAAGCAGGCCUAACACCACGUGGACUUGCUGUCUUUAACAUGUACACAUUUACACACCUUUGAGAUCCAAAGAAGAAUGCCUAAAAUGCUGAAUGCCUGAAAACAAAGGGGGCCCACAGUGGUGUCCCUCAGGUGUAAACAUAAAUGACAAAUACCUGCCUUUCAUGCAUUGUACAUAGCUGUGUCUCACGUUGUGCAUGUCCUGGAGCUGUGGACCCAAUGGGCUAAUCUGGUGUGAAGGGACCUGUCUGGACACCCGACGAUCAAUCUAGAGAUGAAGACGCUUUUCGCAACACCUCUCUUUGUUAACUCUGAGAAAAGAGGUCAGGUCCUUUUUGACCACACUGAUUGGCUCCCUGUGGUUAUGAGCUUUCCUGGGGCUAAACUCCCACUCUAGUCAAAGCUGACACCCAUUGCUCCGGCCCACAGUUAAGUCACGAGAGAUCCGGUAUCUCUAUUGCAUACGUUUUCAGUGCAUGAGAUGGUUCAAGUGCUUUCAGUCUAUUCAUAAAGCACUUGCCUCGCAUUUUCUGUUGCCGAGACACUGGCAGCAAACAAUACUGGUAAUACAUGAAUUUGCAGGACAUGUAUUGUCAUUCAAAUAUUAUAAAAUGUUGUUUUUUUAACUGUCCAUAAGACGGUCAAUUUUCACAAUUAAUGUUUCAGGUAUAACUAACAUAACAGCUUAUAAAAAGACAUCAUGGAAACUUGGAACUACCCCUUUAAUAACGUUAAACAUCGACCUAGUUAUCACUGAGCCUCCCUUUGAAUUCCUAUUACAUUUAACUUUCUAGACUUAAUAUCCACACAAACUAAUCUUCGGCAAUUAUCAGUUAACAUUUUUUUUCCUGGAGACAAUAACAGACAGUAGAUGAAAACUGUCUCACUGUGCAUUGAGGAGAAGUGAGCUGACACAUGAGAAUGGCUCCCAUUUGUCCACCUCGGCUCUUUGUCAAAAAAAAAAAAAUGUCUUAGUGUUUCUGUUUCCAUCAAUCACAUUUCUGAGGCAAGUUAACAACUUAGAUGAACCUGAGAGCGACCGAGGCACACGCCUUGUAAAGCGACUGGUGGAAACUCUGCCUUGUUGUGAAUGUAUGAACAUCACUUGACCACACAUGCUCGCUACGUGCCAUCUGUAUUUUACAGUGCCACUACAGACUGCUUCAGAGACACUCUUUAAUACUACUACUGUAUCCUUCUUGUUCUCACCUGACCGACGUUUUUUGGAACUAACUCUUGACGCAUCGCACAGGACUUUUUUAUAUUUUUGCAUUUGGUUGCUGUCUAACUUCGAGGGCACAGUGAGUGAAAUCUGCAGGACGAGCAUGCACAUGUACUGUAUGAGCAGAUACAGCUGAAGUCCACUUCACUGCCUUUUCUUUGUUUUGCAAUAGAAUACAUUAGCACUGUUUCCCAUUGUCAUGCUCUAUGACAAUAAAUUAUAAUAUUGUAUUCCUCUGGAAUUAUUGCUAGACAUAAAUGUAAACCUUUGUAAGGAAUGAUGAUUUUUACACUGAGAUGCAACAUAUGAUUAUCACAUUUGAGGAAGAAAUAUUUAGAGCGUGAAUAAAUGAUGGGUUUAUUAGAUCUUCUGUUGGGUGUCUUCAAGUGUAAUCACAUGUACUAUAUAAAAGAUUUCUUUUCAAUACA
Perca fluviatilis (European perch) is the source of this 3610-nucleotide messenger RNA. It is a transcript of the gene slc35f3b, whose product is annotated as solute carrier family 35 member F3b. NCBI's taxonomy places the organism in Eukaryota, Metazoa, Chordata, Actinopteri, Perciformes, Percidae. The transcript has 8 exons. The record is from RefSeq and is a predicted model, not a curated record. Gene Ontology annotation, cellular component: membrane. The coding region runs from base 1 to 1524 and encodes 507 amino acids.